UUUAUAAGGGAGUGUACGCCUAAUAUUUAAGGCCCCCUAACUUAGUAGUAAUGUCCGGUUUGGUCAAACUUGGUGUGCCUUUGGAUAGGCUUAAAUAUUUGACUAAAAUCAAAGCUGUUACAAUUGAUGAUCUGGUAUUUCGAUUGCAUUAUAGAUUUACAUUUACAGCAAUUUUAGUUGUUAGUAUUUUGAUAACUGGUGAACAAUUUUUCGGCAAACCUAUCAAAUGUAUAAAAGGUGCCGGUGCUGAAGUACCUGAAAAACUAAUUGAAUCAUUUUGUUGGGUCGAGGGAACCUUUACUCUACCGAAAGCCCUAAUUAAAGCUAUCGAUAAGGAGAUACCGGCGCCAGGAGUGGAACAGUUCUAUGAAAAAGAUGAAGUUCUUGAGCACUCGUAUUAUCAAUGGGUUUCUCUGGUUUUGUUUCUCCAGUCGCUAUGUUUUUAUAUAACUCGAUAUCUUUGGAAAAAAUGGGAAAAAAACAAAAUCAAAGGCUUGAUUAGCGGUUUGAAUAAAGUAAUCCUAGAGAAGAAUGAAAAGAUAAAAACUUGCGAAGGUUUGGCCAAACGGUUGGUCGACACCCGAGGAAAAUAUAAUGCCUACGCUUUCCGCUAUUUCAUCUGCGAAGUACUCAACUUUCUCAUUGUUAUACUUCAGAUGGUAUUUAUCAAUUGGUUUCUCGGUGGCGAGUUUGCCCGUUACGGUAUCAAUGUAUUGAAUUAUAUUGACCGAGACCCGAACCUAUCGGAAGAUCCCAUGUCCCGGGUAUUCCCGAAGCUAACUAAGUGCACAUUCAGGCAAUUUGGUCCAUCCGGUGAUAUUAAACGUUUCGAUAAUCUAUGUCUACUUCCGCAUAAUAUACUCAACGAAAAAGUUUAUAUUGUAUUGUGGUUUUGGCUCUAUGUGUUGGUCAUAGCAUCGGGACUUAUGGUCUUAUAUCGGCUAAUUAUAAUGGCUUUCCCACAAAGUCGUUAUUAUCUAUUGCAUAAAUUGCAUCAUUUAGUUCAACCAAAACAUUUUGAUACAAUUAUAACACAUUAUAGUUAUGGUGAUUGGUUUGUAUUAUUUUUGUUGGGCAAAAACCUGGAUUGUAUGCACUAUAGGGAUGUAAUUGAAGAGAUUAGCAAACGAUUGGACAAUACCGGCGAUGAAGAAGAGCCGCUACAGAAUCACUACAACGACGAUGAAUACGACGCCUCCGAAAGCAAAGUCUAAGACAAUAACCACAAAAAAAUCAUUUAUUUUUCGGUCAUUUUUUUAGGAAAAUUUUAAUCAAUUUUUUUUAACAAAAAAAAAGUUUAUUUUUGUGUGUUAUUUUGUGUAUUGUUAUUGUCAUCAACAAAAAAUAUUAUUAUUAU
Messenger RNA from Oppia nitens, 1357 nucleotides. RefSeq names its product innexin inx2-like. The record is from RefSeq and is a predicted model, not a curated record. The coding region runs from base 51 to 1214 and encodes 387 amino acids. Lineage: Eukaryota; Metazoa; Arthropoda; Arachnida; Sarcoptiformes; Oppiidae. The transcript is spliced from 14 exons. Gene Ontology annotation, cellular component: gap junction; plasma membrane. Gene Ontology annotation, molecular function: gap junction channel activity. Gene Ontology annotation, biological process: phototransduction.